Messenger RNA from Hordeum vulgare subsp. vulgare (domesticated barley), 2175 nucleotides. RefSeq names its product dof zinc finger protein DOF2.4. Lineage: Eukaryota; Viridiplantae; Streptophyta; Magnoliopsida; Poales; Poaceae. The transcript is spliced from 2 exons. Gene Ontology annotation, biological process: regulation of DNA-templated transcription. The record is from RefSeq and is a predicted model, not a curated record. Gene Ontology annotation, molecular function: DNA binding; DNA-binding transcription factor activity. The coding region runs from base 343 to 1692 and encodes 449 amino acids.
UCUUCCAUCUCCUCCUCCCUCCCCCAGCCCUCGGCUCCCUGUGAGAAAAGAGGAGAGGAGAGGAGAGCUCCAUUCUUGUGUGCAGAGAGAGCAGAGAGAUCUAUUGGCCCAGCUGCUAGUGGGUGGUGUUAUUCUCCAUCGAUCCACCUUUAGCCCUCGCCAUCCACCCUUGCUUGCACGAUCCCCUCCCGGCCCUAAAGCACCUAUAUACCCCGCGCCUCUCUCCCGGCCCUCUCUCGCAAAGAAGCAAGGAGGAACAAACAAACCGAAAAGGAAGAAGCAGCCCCUCCAAGUAGGAAAAAGAUCAAAAGAAACCAAAUUCUAUACCACACCACCACCACCAUGGUCUUUUCUUCGGUUCCCCUCUACCAUGAUCCACCCAAUUGGAACCAGAACCACAGCCAGCAGCAGCAGCAGCAGCAGCAGCAGCAGCAGCAGCAGCAGCAGCUGAGCCACCAUGCUGGCCAGAUGUUUGCAAGCGGGGGCGGCGGGGGCGGGGUGGAGAUGCACCACCACCAGCAACAGCAACAUCAGCAGUACCAACAGCAGCAGCAGCACCACCACCAGCUGCGGCCGCCGAUGCCGCCGCCCGGGGCGAUGAUGGCUCCGCGGCCGGACGGCAUGGGUAGUGCGGUUGCUUUGAGCGGCGCAGGUGGUGGUGGUGGUGGUGGUGCCGGCGGAGGUCCGACUGGCGGCGCGGUGGUGCGGCCAGGGUCGAUGACGGACCGAGCGCGGAUGGCCAAGAUCCCGCAGCCGGAGCCGGGGCUCAAGUGCCCGCGCUGCGAGUCCACCAACACCAAGUUCUGCUACUUCAACAACUACUCCCUCACGCAGCCCCGCCACUUCUGCAAGACCUGCCGCCGCUACUGGACCCGCGGCGGCACGCUCCGCAACGUCCCCGUCGGUGGCGGCUGCCGCCGCAACAAGCGCACCAAGUCCUCCAAGUCCUCGUCCUCCGCCGCGUCGGCUUCCGGUGGCGGGACGUCGUCGUCCACAACAUCGUCCACUACCACCGCCGGGGGUGGCAACGGCAACGGCAGCAGCGCGGCCGCGGCGGCCGGGGUCAUGAUGUCGUCUCAGGGCCAGGGGCACGGGCAGAUGCCAUUCUUUGGCUCGUUGCACCCGUUGGGCGCCGGCAACGGGGAUCACUAUGGCACUGGUGCGUCGAGGCUAGGGUUUCCCGGGCUGGAUCCGGUGGACUACCAGCUCGGCGCAGGCGGUGCCGCGGCCGCCGCCAUGGGGCUGGAGCCGUGGCGGCUGCCGCAGAUGCAGCAGUUCCCAUUCUUCGGCCGCGCCGACGGCAUGCAUCAGCAGCAGCAGCAAAUGGCUGGCCUAUACCCGUUCGACACCGCUGACGCGUCCGGCUUCGCCGGAGAGAUGAUGGGCGUCGUCGGCGGAUCCAAGCAGCAGGUGCCCGGAUCGGCAGGGUUGAUCACGCAGCUCGCGUCGGUGAAGAUGGAAGACAACCCGCCGUCCAACAACGCUAUGGCAGGCGCCGCCUCGGCCAGGGAGUUCCUCGGCCUCCCCGGCAACAUCCAAUUCUGGGGCGGCGGUAACAAUGGCGCAGGCAGCAACGACAAUGGAGGAAGUCACAGCAGCGGCACCGUCGCUCCAGGAGGCGCCGCCGGAGGAGGCGGCUGGGUGGAUCAUCUUCCCGGGUUCAACUCGUCAUCGUCGGGCAACCUGCUGUGACUGGGAGGCCGACCGGCCGGUCACCAUGGCCGCGUGCAUGCAUGCAUGGUGGAAUGGAGUUGAUCGAUCUCUCUGCAAAAAGGUAGCCCUAUAUAUACAAGCUCCGAAUUGAAGCUUAAUUUUAGCCAUGGCUUCCGAUCGAUCGAGAAAGAGAAAAGAAACAAUGGGGUUGUGGUGGCGCAUGCAAGAUCAUUGCCGAUCGAUCGAUCGAUCGAAAUUAGUUUUAUUCUACUGUCGAGUGAGUCCUAGCUAUAUCCCCAUGCAUGCUGUUCUUGUACCGUCUUAAUUAGGUUCUUUCUUGGUAGUCCUAUUGUUUAAGGUGGUGGGUUUUCUAUAUUAUUGGAUCUCCUUAAUUCUCCGUUGUCAUUGUAAUGCACGUUAAUUGGUACCAAGUUUACUAGUAGCUUGGGGCAAUUAAUGUGUUCGUGGUGGAAGGUUAUAUACUUAUAUAAAUAUAUCUAUGAGCUAGAAUGUUUAUGUGUA